Messenger RNA from Salarias fasciatus (jewelled blenny), 2024 nucleotides. It is a transcript of the gene bud13, whose product is annotated as BUD13 homolog. Gene Ontology annotation, molecular function: RNA binding. The coding region runs from base 33 to 1517 and encodes 494 amino acids. Gene Ontology annotation, cellular component: U2-type spliceosomal complex; RES complex. Gene Ontology annotation, biological process: mRNA splicing, via spliceosome. The transcript is spliced from 10 exons. NCBI's taxonomy places the organism in Eukaryota, Metazoa, Chordata, Actinopteri, Blenniiformes, Blenniidae. The record is from RefSeq and is a predicted model, not a curated record.
CGGGAGCCGUAGCCUCUGACGUCACUGCAGUAAUGGCCGCUUCCACAGGCUGUCGGAAAGGACCUGAGCUAUCAAAGGCUGAAUAUCUCAAAAGAUAUCUAUCAGCCGACGACGACUGUAAAAAAAAUAAAGGGAAGAUAAAGAAGAAACGACGCAAGGUCCCUGAGAGGGGACUGAAGAUAGUUGACGAUGAUAUCGACUGGAAGCAGAUAGUCGAAGCGCAGGAGGAGCUGGAAGAGGAGGAGGACGAAGCCCCAGUGAUUGCUGAAGUGGUUGAUGAUCGUCCUGAUGAGGUGAAAUAUCUGGAAGCAUUCAGAAACAGCAACAGAUGGAAAGUGAUUGGAGCUGAUGAAAAUGAAGACUCAGAGGACGGAAACGGUGAAGAUCAUCAACCUGCAGAUUCGAGCACAGGUCGCCACGACUCACCAGAUGCAUCUCCUCCCAGGAGGAGUCGCCACGAUUCUCCAGACAUAUCUCCUCCUAGGAAGAAUCGCCAUGAUUCCCCUGACAUAUCUCCUCCCAGGAGGAGUCGUCACGACUCUCCGGACAUAUCUCCUCCCAGGAAGAGUCGCCAUGAUUCCCCUGACAUGUCUCCUCCCAGGAGGAGUCGCCAUGAUUCCCCUGACAUGUCACCUCCAAGGCAACAGUCAGGGAAGGUGCAAAGUAAAGAUUCUUCCCCCAAUCGAAGAAAGGCCAGCUCAUCCUCAGCAAGUAAAAAACAUUCAUCUGAUUCUCAUCGAUCAUCGGCUAAAAGGGCUCAAACUCGGGCUGACUCAGACUCUGAUCAGUCACCACCAAGGAAAAAGCCGCCUAAAGGUAAAGGGUCCGAUUCAGACCAGUCGCCCCCGAGGAGGCGAGGACGAGACUCGGAUGGAGAUUUGUCACCCCCUCGCAGAUCUGGACAAACACAGGGCAAUAGGAUGCUUUCUGGUGGGAAGGCUGGCUUGGUUUCUGUUGAAGUAUUGAGGAAAGAGCAGGAAGAUAACCGACGUAGAGAAAAACACAAUCAACCACUAGAAGACGAAUCCCGCAAUGCCCAGACGGUGUUCCGAGACAAAAGUGGUAAAAGGAGGGAUUUGGACUCAGAGAGAGAAGAACAGAAGAAAAAAGCUGGAGAAAAAGCAGCUAAAGAUGAGAAAUACGCUCAGUGGGGGAAAGGGUUGGCCCAGAGCCAGAUGCAGCAGCAGAAACUCGAGGAUGCACUGCAUGAAGCCCAGAAGCCGCUGGCUCGUCACCACGGAGAUGAGGAUCUCGAUCGCAUGUUGAGGGAACAGGAAAGAGAAGGGGAUCCAAUGGCCGCGCUGCUCAAACGGAAAAAGGACCGUGGCACAAAGGCACCAGCAAAACCUCAGUAUAAAGGCCCUCCACCACCUCCAAACAGGUUCAACAUUUUGCCUGGCUAUCGUUGGGAUGGAGUUGACAGGUCAAAUGGAUUUGAAAAGAAACGCUACUUGCGUAUUUCAGAAAAGAAAGCAUACCAGGAGGAAGCUUACAAGUGGAGUGUCGAGGACAUGUAAAGCCAAGAACUGGGACCUAAACAGUGUCACUGUUCAUUGAUUUACCACGCUGUUUAAAACUCCCUCUAGAUUAGACAUGCUCAGUGAACAAGACUCGGUUUUGAAAAAGAUUGGAGCAGUUUUUUUCCUCUGUUUCACACCAGUUUGAUACUGUGCAUAAUUUUUCAGAUUAAACUGUAAAUAUUUGUGAGGUCACAGAAUUGUAUGAUUUUGUAAUGUCUGAAUCAGUGUGAAACUGAAACAAGGUUCACAGUGUAUAAAAUAUUAUUUUUAUAAAGUGUUGAACAGCCGGUGUCCUUAUUGCACACAUGCAUUAAAUAUUCAUGGUGCUGCUGGGAAAAAAAAACUAAUGCUUCAAGAAUGAGGUCAGUAAAGUCUCCGGUUUGUGAUUCGGCAGUUGAAUGGAUUAAAACCAAAUUUAAAGGUGCUGUAGGCAGGAUUUUGCUAGUCAAUGCUAAUUUUUCUGUGUUUUCUUUGGAUUAAAUGCCAGAGUAUCCAUUGAUAAUC